This is a messenger RNA of Colletotrichum aenigma, 645 nucleotides long. RefSeq names its product Efflux pump roqT (gene roqT-4). The transcript has a single exon. Gene Ontology annotation, molecular function: transmembrane transporter activity. Gene Ontology annotation, biological process: transmembrane transport. The record is from RefSeq and is a predicted model, not a curated record. The coding region runs from base 1 to 645 and encodes 214 amino acids. Lineage: Eukaryota; Fungi; Ascomycota; Sordariomycetes; Glomerellales; Glomerellaceae.
AUGCCGUUCUACCUACAGGCUGCCAAAGGCCUGUCUCCGAGCAUAGCUGGAUUAUACAUGCUCGCGCUGGGGGGACCAGAGACGCUGGCAACCAUCGCUUCAGGAGCGUUGAUUACGUACACGAAGCACUACGUUCCAAUGCUGGUGCUAGGUGGAGCGGUGUUCUCUCUUGGCAGCGGACUCCUGUCGACCCUCACCACCGGUAGCAACGCUGGACAAAUCAUAGGGUACGAAGUUUUGACCAGUAUUGGUCUCGGUUUCGGCGGUCAGGUUCCGCUCACUGCCUUACGGAACGUCCUUUGCGAGGCAGAUAUACCGAUUGCAAAUGGCUUGAAUGGUUUCUCGCAAAGCUUGGGCGUUGUGCUAGGGGCACCCAUCGCCCAAUCGGUCUUCAUGAACACACUGACCAGCCAUCUGGGAUCGCAGCUCCAACCCGGAAAUGUUACCAAAAUCACCGACCUGGGAGCGUCAAAUAUCAACCCUUCACAUAUUGACCCGCAGCUUCUACCGUUCGUUGCGCAAGCUUAUCGGGACGCCUCAACUACGUCCCUGUACGUGGCUGUGGCAUCUGCUGCAAUGGCCGGUGCAGCCGGGCUUUUCAUGGAGUGGAAGAAACUUAAGACUAAGGAAGAAGGAGAUAGUUAA